AUGGAACGCCUUCGCGCGGUCGUAAGCUACGCCGAUCAAGGCGUCACCGUAGGGACCGCAGCCAGGGAAACCGAGUGCUCGAUGGGCGUGUGUUGUGACGGUGACCGGUUCGACAAGAUCCGGCAAAACCAAGCUUCGGGGGCUGUGUAG
Messenger RNA from Phytophthora nicotianae INRA-310, 150 nucleotides. RefSeq lists its product as hypothetical. The transcript has a single exon. The record is from RefSeq and is a predicted model, not a curated record. The coding region runs from base 1 to 150 and encodes 49 amino acids. NCBI's taxonomy places the organism in Eukaryota, Oomycota, Peronosporomycetes, Peronosporales, Peronosporaceae.